Molecule: messenger RNA, 11040 nt
Organism: Meleagris gallopavo (turkey)
Lineage: Eukaryota; Metazoa; Chordata; Aves; Galliformes; Phasianidae
Source: RefSeq, a predicted model, not a curated record
UGGGCCGCUUCCCCGCGCCGCUUUCGCGGAGCGCCGUUUGGAACGGAGAUGAAAAUAUCUAAUAUUUUUUCCUGCGAGGUGUAAGAUAGCGAGAUGCUGAACGCGUAUCUUUCUUCUGGCGAUGGCUCGGAGUUAAAAACCACGUAGAUCUUGAUAUGCAACCUAAAUUUGGCAUCAGGAAAUGGGAAAUUGCAUCUUUAAGCAGAGUACAAUCAAAAAUGAAUUACAAUAAAUCCUAUAUAAUUGCAUAGGUCAUUCUCUUUAAUGAGAUUUUAUUAACCUGACUGUCAAGCUUUUGAGUCAGGCAGAUAUUUUAUCUUCUUCAACUGAUAAAAGUGUCAGCUAUAAACCGCCAUAUAAAUAUUCAUAAAUCUACACAUCUGUGGCAGCCUAUCAGCAUCAUUCUUUUGGACAUUAAAAGCAUUCUAAUUACUUUCUGUCUAGCAGAGCUGAAAUGCUGCCUGUUAUAGUAUGUGCUUGGCAGGCAUGAUUGCUUUUGUUUGCCAUCACAAAUAGCAGCAUCCUAUUUUAUAUACUGAUGGUCCAGAAUACAUUCAGGGUUUGACUGAACAGGAUGAAUAUUAUGAAGCACCAUCUGGUUUUGAUAACAUCGGGUAUAUUAACUCAUCUGUUAAUUUUUGACACAUCAUUGAUUUAUUUAUUUAGAAAAAUUGGAUCCUGUUUUGCUAUGUUGCUGUUUGCCUUUGUAACGAAUGCGAUGACAUUUCUUUACCGAACAGGGAGAUGUGCUGGUUAAUAGAAUAUAUGGCUGUGUGUUAAGGCCUGUGUUUCACUCCGAAGCUGCCACACGUGGGAUGGAUUUAUCACCUCUUGUAACAAAUAAUUCACGUACUUUACCAAAAAAAGUUUAAUAGAUGAGUAUGAAAAUUCUCUGCUUUGACGCAUGGUCCUGUAAUCCGUGGCCGAAGGUCAUGUCGGAUUUUUUUCUUGAAACUUCCUGUUAUUUAGAUGCCCAAAUGCUGUUAUUUCAGCAUAUUUGUGGCCCUCAAUCAAAACACUGCUGAUAAAUGUGACACCUGCAUUUCUUCACAGAAGCAGAUCACGCCACGAAGACAUUCAGCUGCCUGGUAGGUGACAGAUGAGGCCAUAUUUGCAGCAGAGCUCUCUGGGCUUUGGUGAGCAGAAGUUUGGACUUCCUCCUGCCUCUGUGGCUGUAGGAACCAGGAGCCUGAGCGAGCUCCAGAGUUUGUCACUGAGCUGGGUCUAUGCAAGAGAGGAUGACCGAGGAGUGGCUGCUUGUGCUUUGCAGACCUCAUCACCUGCACGUCAGGCACACUUCCUGAUCCCAACAUACCUUUCUCACAGCUGAGGCUGCUACCAAGUAGAACAGACAAAAUAGGAGAAAGCAAACAUGCCACAGUGUGUAGGAGAGGAGUUCUGUGUGAGUUGUCACCACAGUCUGAGCUGUGUGCUGUUAUUCUGCAGAGGGCAGGCAGUCCUUACCCUGGCUUCCAGGAUUUUCCCCCUUAGGUUAUCUGCGGUGUUUUGCAGGUGCUUACUGGAAUGAACUGGGAGAGAGCUGCAGUUCUACAGCAACACCUGUUUCAGGGGUUUCCUGCUUUCUGUUGGCAUUUCAUAUGUGUAGGCAACAGAAUGUAAACUGACUGGUAAAGUGUCAUUCCUGGUAUGUCUUAGUCUGGUCUGGCAGCUUAAACACUUGAUACAGCUGGUUCUUAAUCUUUAGGCACGAUGUUUCUGGCAUUUAUAGAUUCAGAGCACCAAGUCUCGUUUUGAGAGUGGGCACCUAUAACACAGCCAAAGGGGAAGAGUAAGGAUGCCUCCAUGUUUUCAAGCAUGUGCCAGUGUUCAGAGCUCCUGCCAGGACUAAGAGACUGCCCUGGCCUGGGCUCCAAAACAGCAACAGGGAGAGAGCUGUGGGAAGGAUGAAGAGCAGAGCAGGCGUUCUCCACCCUGUCUCAUUGCGAAGGAAGGUCCAGCUUGGGACCCCACCUUUCAGGGAAGGCUUCAGCUUGAGAAAUGUCGUCUUACUGUGAGAAAUGGGAAGCUGUGCUGCAAACACAAGCCUCCCCUUUUCUCAGGUGAGCAGUGCUUGCUAUUGCUGCUGCAGUAUAAGCCACACUGGUACAUUCAAAAUGUGGGCAGACACCUGUUUUCUCCUUUGGAGUGUCAAUUCUUUAUUAGUUCAGUAUUUGGAAUAUUUUCCUGGUAUGGAAACAAUGUGUAUUUUUUAUUUUUAUUAUUGUUUGCAUUAAACAGCAUGAUGGGCUCCAAAAGAAACUUUUUUUCCAUAGGAAAGCAUGAUGUAGACCUUACAAUGUGCCUUGAAAUUUAAGAAGUGUGUAAGUGGAAAGCAAGACAAGCAGAGCUGUCAUAGAGGCAGUAGUUCAGUGCUAAAGACCUGGCAUGCUUAACAAGACUAAUUAAGCAAUUUCUAUCGUGUCCAGGCUAUGUAUGUAAUUAUAUAUGUAUAUAUUUGAAUAGAGAAGGUGAAGAGCAUCAAUUUGGCCUUAAGCAAGAAGUUGGAAAUACUUAUGUGGAGUGGAUAGAUCAGUUGUGCUGGAGUGUCUCAGUGAUCUUCAUGUAAAAUGCUCACAAAAGCAUCCCUUGGUCAGGGUGUCACAUGCUCCCAGUUUCGACUCAGGCAUUUGCAGCCAUGUUGUUGUCUAAACAUGUGAUGAAAAGAUUUGUAUACAAGGACAAAGCCAUUUGGGGAUACAGAGCUGCUACCCCAGGACCUUAAGUAAUAGAAUACAGUUAUUCAACAAAUCAAGAGAUAAAAAUCUGAAACACUGCAAAGUGAAGAGUGAGAUUAUUGAAACCGAAACUUCAAAUCUUAUUGAAGAUCAAAUAUGAAUGGGUACAUUCCCCACGGGGAGAGUGUGUGGCAUUUGGCCCCUCUCAGUAGCUCAGUAAAGACAUCUUUUUAUACCAUCCACCUGACGUCACAGAGGAAACCAUGGAAAAGCCAACAAUUGAAUACGGAUUUGUUGAGAUCCAGGACAGUGUCCUAUUAAUAAAGCUGUCUGGUUUAAGAAUUGAAAAGAUCCUCAGGUGUAGAAAAAUCUGAUGUAGUACCCACCAGCCUUUCCAGACAGCUUUUCUAAUGCAUUGCCAUAGGUCAUCAGGUUGAGUUUCAUGCGAUUGCUCUUACUAAACCCUUGUCUUCAGUCUGGCAGCUGCAGAGACAAAAAAAAAAUAUAUAUAAAAAAUAAUAAUUAAAAAAAAUAGUAUCAAUGAGAAAAAGAGGUGAAAAUGAAGAACUGUAUCUGGGAGUUGGUCCCUCAUUUGCCACGUGUAUUGUUGUCAGCUGGCUGCUUGCAUUCUCAGAGAAAUAGUCCAUUUAGAACUGCUUACACUUCUGGUGAGUUAAUCAUCUCCUGUUAGCACUUUAUGGGCCUAAUGUGGCAAGUCCACCUCCAGGCAGAAGUGGAGCUGAAGUCAAUAGAAGUUCUGUGAGACUGAAGACUGCAGGGUCUGACACAUUAGAAUUACAUGGUUGGUGAGCAUCGUAAUAAGGAAGAGGAGUGUCACAAUACAGUUUCAGUAAGUAGUUUAUUUCAGUCUGGUGCAGUCAUUUCAGCAGAAUCCUUCUUUCUUAGAAAAUACAUACGUUACAUUAAAUCAAUUAAGAAUCAUAGAUCUGUGAUUAUCCGGUAGUAUUCACAUAAAAACAAUUUUUUGUCAUUUAUUACUGAUUAGACAUUGCACGCUGCUUGCGUUUCUAAUUACAGUCACCCUGCAAAAGCUGGAAUACCAAGCUCUGUAAUAAAUGCUAAAUAGGCAGCAUUUGUUUUAUUUUCUUUCCAUCACAAGGAAUAACUGUAGUUGCCAUUCUCACUCAGGGUUGUUCAGACUGUGGGUACAUGUAGUAUUAGUGGUGUACUUUGCAGUGGUACGUGGUUCAACAUGGAGCCAGGGUUGUGUGCUGAGGGCAUCUCUCACUGUCACUGCCCAGUGGCACUGGCAGAAGGCAUUUGCAAAUCCUUGUGCUCACGUUUUGUAAUAGCCUCACCACUACAGCUUUCAUUUUUUACAUCCUUGGGUAUGGGUUAAAGCUAAGAAAAAAGACUGUAAUUGCUGUUAUUGUGUCUUUGUAGUAGAUCUGAUACUGAACUGAAGAUUAAAUCAAUGCUGUCAUUUCUGUAUGAAAUUUCAGCUACGUUUUAAGCCAUUAUCACAGUGAAUGCGUUAACACAUUCAUUUUUACAACAAAACUAAUCACUAAUUUUAUCUUUACUGAUGGCAGUAUUUAUUAAAGUGUUCUUCAGAACUGGUAUUUGAAAUGGCAGGUUACUCCUGGCCGUGUUUUAGCAGAAGCCAUAAUACUAGAAUAGCGUCUCCUAUGCAAAUCUAAUCCCUUUUCAGUUGUUUCAUUCAUUUUUCGUCCCCUUGCAAGAAAGAUAUGCAAAAAAACUGAGUAACUGUUUUGUCAACAGGGACCAUAAUGAUUAAAAUACAAACAGUAAAUAUGACUUCAGGUCUGGAAUCGGAUUAUAGGAUUAAAAUGAAUGAAAAACUGUUCUGUAGAAGGAUUGCAAAGUUCCAAUCAAUAUCCUCUCGUAUUUUUAAAGGGAAAAUAUGUGAAGUAAAGACAUAAGGCAAAGAAAGCACAAGUUGAGAGUGUUAGUGGUAUUUUAGUUUCACGAUUUCCUUUCUUGUCCGUAGGUACCAGUUAGAAAGCUGCAGUGUCACCAGGACUCCUUGCUUUUGGAAGUGACAGUGGGUAUAGAGGCUACCAAGCACCCAAGCAUUUUUGACGACAGAAAGAUGUGUCGAAGGGAUCUGUCCUGCUUGGUCAGAACUCAAAGUGAGGGUGUGAUGUGAGUUGCUGGUACAGAUUGUGGGGCUGCUCAGAGCUGUCUCAGAGCCCCCUGUUCUUCACGUGCUGAUGUGCUCUCAUCUUGUUCCCAGCCAUCUCAGAACACUGCACUGUAUGUUCCCUUCUGUCUUCCUCAUGCUUCUCUUCUUACCUGUGAGUCCUCAGGAGAUGACACCCUUGGGUUGUGUGUCAGCGAGGUCUACUCCAUUUGUAUGCUGCCUUAGUUCUUUCUUCCUUAUUGACGGCUGGAGGAUGGUAAAAUUCCAAAUUAGUGUCAUUUCAGAUAUUCUGCAAGAUAGCAGUUCUAACCUCAGGAUGAUGUAAUUUUCCACCAGCAAACAAAACUCCAGGGUCAUGGAGAAGUACUGUGAAAAGUACCAUCUCUUAAAGAACUGAAUUCCCGAAGUUUCUGGUCUUUACAUGUUAUCAGCAUGACGAGGCUGUGGUUUUCAUCUCUAGUGACGAGGUUAAGUUAAGUGAAGGUUUGGGGUGCUUAGUUCCAUACAUCUGUAGCAGGUUGCCUUUUCAAAAGUGAAUGCGUUUGUCACUUACUAAAAGUCAAGCCUGUCUGAGAAGAGCUCUCCAAAUUUGGCAGUGCUUAAAUCUACCACUUUUUUUAUUUCCUGCAAAAUGUUAGUUACAUCUUUCAGAUGCCUAGAGGAACUCGGCUAUAAGCUGUAAAUAAUUUUUUUAAAGACACUGAUAUCAGGGAAAGUAGCAGGUCAUACCAUAAAUCAGAGCCAAACGCAUUGGCCAUUUGCAUUUAGUGCAGGCACUGUUAUAGCUGCUUGACUCUGCACACAUAGAUCCUGCAGAAGUAAGCCAUCCUGUAGUGGUGUAUUUUGCUCCUCCUGUCAUUAGAGGCAGGUCCAGGUGUUUGUGGCCUGGCAUGCUUCCUUGCUUCCAGAAACUGCUCAGCCCCUUUUAUCUGCUGUGAGAUAGCAGCAUGGCCACAACUUUGUGGGCAGUCACAACAGAAAGCAUUGCUCCCGAAUCUUUUCUGGACCUCUUUGGAAGCUAAAACAAAAGGAGCCAUUAAAGACCAUGUAAUUGGAGUGGGUCUCAUCAAGUGGCCUAUGCCCAAUGUCAGGUAAGUGUGGCAAAAGUGAAGGGGAGAAAAACUGAAGCUUGGAAGCCUUGUUGGAGAGGAGCAGGGAAUAGGAGGAAGGUGUAGCACAAAGUCCUUCAGAUAGGUACAGGCAAUGCUCACUACUGCUUGAAAUCUGCUUCAAAAGAAAUACUCCCGUGAACUUUUAUUGUGGCAAAUUGAAUGGAAUUUGUAUUUUUUCCCCAUUUCUCUGUCUUAAUCUCUCUGAAAGAACAUGGCACUAAGCACUGACUAUCAUCACAGUGCUUUUCUGGUUAACAGCAAGGGCACAAGGGCACUCUCAAAAUAGAAGCAAAGUCAGGAUUGUUUUAAAUCGCAGUGUUGCAGAAGUAUUAAAGCAGAAGCCAUAAUUUUAAUAUGUUCAGAAAUAAAAUGCCUGCUACUGUAAAUGGUUGCAUACAUUCAUCUAGCUGCUGCUGCCUGGCAUAACUUUUUGCGUUAGGUUGUUGUGAUUCAUCUUUUUUUUUUGUUUCAGAGAGUCGAAUGAUUCUGGAUGCCUUUGCCCAACAAUGCAGCCGGGUUCUAAGUCUUUUAAAUUGUGGUGGAAAACUACUGGACAACAAUCACUCUCAGUCAAUGAUUUCUUGUAUAAAGCAGGAAAACCCAAAUUAUAGUGAAAGACAAGAGCAAUGUCAGCUUGGAAAAAUGGUCCAUAGUCAGACGUCAGACAUUUUAGACAUAGAGAUGCAGUAUAUGCAAAAGAAACAACAAACCUCAGCCUUUCUGAGAGUUUUUACUGAUUCGCUUCAGAACUAUUUGCUUUCUGGGAGCUUCCCUUCUCAGAACACCUCAUCAGUAAAUGAUUUUAGCCAUUUGGCAGAUGUGGAUCCACUUUCAACCUCUCCAGUACACACUUUAGGUGGAUGGACAUCUCCAGCAACUUCUGAAUCUCAUGGUCACCCAUCAUCUUCUACGCUUCCAGAAGAGGAAGAGGAGGAGGAAGAGGAAGGUUACUGCCCUCGGUGUCAAGAGCUUGAACAGGAGGUAAUUUCAUUGCAACAAGAAAAUGAGGAGCUUCGUAGAAAACUGGAGAGCAUUCCAGUGCCCUGCCAGACUGUUUUAGAUUACUUGAAGACUGUACUUCAGCAUCACAACCAACUUAUGGUACCACAGCCAACAGACCAUCCAACUGAGGGGAGCAAGCAGUUGCUGAACAACUACCCUGUCUACAUCACUAGUAAACAGUGGGAUGAGGCUGUAAAUUCAUCAAAGAAAGAUGGACGGCGGCUCCUUCGAUAUCUCAUCAGAUUUGUUUUCACAACCGAUGAGCUUAAGUACUCAUGCGGCCUUGGGAAAAGGAAAAGGUCAGUGCAGUCAGGAGAGACAGGUCCUGAAAGACGUCCUCUGGAUCCAGUAAAAGUAACAUGUCUCAGAGAGUUCAUUAGAAUGCAUUGUACUUCCAACCCUGAUUGGUGGAUGCCAUCUGAAGAGCAAAUCAACAAGGUCUUCAGUGAUGCAGUAGGACACGCUCGUCAGGGGCGAGCAGUGGGAACUUUUCUUCACAAUGGGAACUCGUAUUACGAAGGGACUGACCAUCCGGGGUCACAGGACGAAGUCUUCAAUAGAGGUAUGCAAGAUGGAUCUGGGGAUUGACAGCAGUGAGAGAAAACUUUCACAACAGUAGCAAGCAGUUAAUUUAGAAGAGACUAUUUGUUAAACAUACUUACCGUGAAAUCAUUUAAGAGUCCAAAGCAUGUUUGAACACAUACUGCGUACAUUUCAGCUUCUCCAUUCUAUCAUAUCCUCAUUUACAAAAAAAUCCAUUUCAAAAUCUGCCCUAUGGGAUUUCUCAGUGCCUAUUAUUUGCAAACCCUUUGUAGCACCCCAAGGGGAAACUGCAGUUUGCUUUGUCUAGUUCUAGAGAAAAGAUCACUUUAAAAUUACAAAAAUUUCAAAAGAAACAAAAGCUGCCAUUUUAUUUGCGUAUUUCUAACAGGCCCAGUUCGGAACUUUCAGACAUAACAACCAGAUACUAUUUGCUUUUCCUGAGAAGGAGAUGAAAGAACACAUCUCCUUGCUUGUGACAAUAAAAGAAGUGGUCACUCAUUUCAUAACAAAAAGUAGCAUAAUUACAAAUGCUACCUUAAAAUACCAUGUAAGACGGAAAAUUCAGGGACAUCCUUUAGCCAACUAUGCCAGGAAAUUAAGCUUCUUCAAUCAAACAGCACCAGUCGUCAACCACAGAGUCCUUCAAAGGCCCAGAACAAUAACAGGCACUUCUAAUAGAUAAAAAUUUCUUUGUGUGUCAGAUAGAGACUAUAUUUAUCUAGAUUUCUAGGGAAUUAGACUUGACCAUGACAUUUUUCAUCAAAAAAAAAAAAUUGCUAAAAACAAAUUGCUAUUUCAGAAGACAGGUUUUGCUUUGUCUGUUGCUAUUCUGCAGCUAUAUUGUGUAGCUUUAGAGGAUUUAAAUUUUCUUUUCUUGUUUUUACUUUAAUUUGUGUUUUGUAUCCAGUCCUCAAAAUAGAUGAGGCAGUUGUGAUGGUCUCAACAGUCAGAUGUUCAGUGGUGCAUUCAGGGAGGAGCUGAGUUAGAAAAACCUAAUUCAGCAUUUCUUUGUAAGAGAAGUAAGCCUGGGAUCCAGACUAAGAGCUGUAAAAAAAGGAUGUUUUCUAGAAGAGAAGCCAAUUCACAGCAGAGUACAAUAUGGGAAACAGAUGCUGAUGUAAAGGAAAAACAAUCUGUCCUUUUCAAAUGUUUAAUUUCAAAGGCUUAGGAGUCCCAUGUCCCUCUAAAUUGAUGCACUCCAGAAAUACGUAAUGCCAAAGAAACAGCCCCUUCCUUUCAGCAUCAGGGUGUUUCCAUCUCUAUACCUUGGUCAGUUGCCCAGGCUGCUGGUGUUGGUCAGUGCCUGGCCCAGCCUCCUUGGGAUGAUGUUUUCCAGCAGAUGGGGACGGGGAACUGGUUUUUGGAAAGAAAAUCCAAAUUUUGAUCAACUUUAGCGCUACCUCAUCAGUGUUUAUUCUCCUGAACGUGUGUCUCAUACUGCCCAGCUUUCCCAUCCACCUUGCUCAAACCAUUGGAGAAGCUACUAAUUCCUCCUUCCACCCUUCUCCUCUCUUUCCCAACCUUCACCCAUGCAUCGGGCAGGGCAGGAAACACACAGCCCAUUCCCUUAAUGGCAUGGAAGGGCCCUUUGCAGUGCAGCAGCCAUAGCCCCGGCCUAGCUGGAGACGAGGACCUGGGGCACUCCCACAAAUGGCAGCUCACCCACACCACCAUUUUGUCCUGGCAUUGGCCUCCUCGUCACCUGCUAUUUUGAGCAGCCUGUAGGCUUUGGUGUGCACCCUGCUCAGCCAGGAUAUGCUUUAGGCCUUUAAAUGUCCAAUACCUCUUGACUCAUUUUAAUUUUGGUACUUCUUAAAAGGGGGUUGGUAGGCACUCAUCUGACGCAGACGAACCAAUUUAUUUUCUAACAUUAAUAGCAGUUCAGUCACACUGCACCUUACCAGGCCAAGGGGUUUUGAGGCAGCAUCUCUCGUGGCAGGCAGAGGUGACUUGCUUGGACCAGUCAAUGAGGUGCUGUGGCUGAGGGGGGAGAAACUUGGUGUAUAGAAACGUCACAGUACAGAUAUCCUAUAGUAGCUUUUCUGUGUUGAACUUACACGUUUUUUAAGAGAACUAUUAUAGAAGAUGUUACAUUGCUCAGAUGGUGUAAGUCUUGCUGGUGUAUGUUCUAUGUGGUGACACUUGCCAGAACUACUUGGUAAAACAUGUCAGAGCGUGCGAGUCAGCAUUAUACUGUAAAUUUGUCCACAGCGAUAUGUAUCAUGCUGUAUUUUUGUAAACAUUGUGACGGUUCCUUUCAAAUGUUUAAACAUAUGAGAUUAACGAUACAGAUGCUUCAUUUUUAACAGUCUCAGGACUGAAUUACUGGACUGGACUGGACAGACCUCUCUCACUUAGUAGCCUGAAGAUUCUCCUGGAAUAUCUUGUAAGUCUAGCUUUACUUUUAGUGUAAAAAGCUUAGCCAGUGUCCUGGUACGACUCACAGUCCUGCGCUCUCAUACUGUGCAAAAUAACCAAAUGUAUAGUUUUGUCCCAGAAGCCACUUAUGCGCUGGAAAUGGCUUUGCAGGUUUGGACCUUUCAUUUAUGAGCAAAAUCUUUCCCUCAGCCGCUUGCGUGCAAUCACCAGUACAUGACUAGCAGCCACAGACAGGCAUCAGAAGAAGGGAGCUCAUCUCUUUUGGGUUUAGUCUUGUUUUAAAAUAACAAUAGCAAAUAGCAACAGCAUCUCCCUUGUUUUAACUGCUGUUGUGGCCACUUGACUCCUGACCCACUCAUCUCAUUUAAAAAACCCUUCACCACCACUCGCUCCAAUUACCUGAGUCACAAGACAUUAUAAAUUUAAACACAUCAAAGCAUCAGUGUAGCCGCAAGACGUUAGGUAUAAUGCUCUGGAACCUGAAAUAACAGAUAGCUGUAAGCCCUCGCACAGCGAGACAGCAGGAUUGACACGCUGUGCUUUGCACACCAGCACAUCCCUUCCGUGCUGGCUGCUCGCAGCAAGCUGGCAGCAGGAGGCUGCUAUCCGUCAUGUCACUCCUGCACAUCCCAGGAGGAUAGAUGCUUGUCUUAUCCCUCCGUGCUCUUUAAUCUUACUGUCAUUUAUGUAUCUGCCUUCUCUCAAACUUUGUGUAGCAGUACCGCACGCCCAUCUGUGCCAACAUGCCUUCGCUAUAUUUUCUAUAACAAAUAUUUGUGGAGAAACUGUGAUUAAAAAACCAUUAAUCCUGAUAUUUUUAUUGUUAUGGUGUAGUUAAUUCUAUGAAUACUUUCUAACGAUGAUUGUACUGUGUAGAGUAAGUACAGGUUAGGGAUAGACCUUUACCAGAUAUUGUACAAAAAAAGUGCAUAGUGUAAUAUAGACUAGUAAGGUUUUUGUGACACUUUCUAUAGGAUGUGUGAAUUGUUUUCUAUGUGGCAACACACAUUUCUUUUAAAAAAUAUAAAAAAUUUAGAGAAUUUUUUAAACAGUCAAUAUUUUUUAAUUAUAAAGACAUUUGUUACCUGCAGUUUACUAUUUCAGGUGUUAAUCCUAAUUUGAAUAUUGGUUUUAUUACUACAUACCUCCAGUUCCAUUUGUUCUGUUGCAUAACAAUGCACAAUAAAAGUUGGUCUCUGGUUAA